Messenger RNA from Darwinula stevensoni, 819 nucleotides. NCBI's taxonomy places the organism in Eukaryota, Metazoa, Arthropoda, Ostracoda, Podocopida, Darwinulidae. The record is from the annotation of a GenBank genome assembly.
AUGACGGUGCCACGCACCUUCCAAUAUCGUAUGUGGAACCGAAGACGACUUGCAUUCUCGGAUGAAUUGGACCCUGAGCACAAUUAUUGCCGAAAUGGAGGGGGUCGUCCAGGAGGACCUUGGUGUUACAUUGGAGACGUUGCCAGUCCUGAAAUAGAGUGGGAAUACUGCGACGUACCCUUCUGUUCUCCGGAUCGGCAAAUAAACGGAGGAUUUAGUGGUCCAUGGUGCUGGGUCACCACGCCUGGAGAAGAUCCUCAACGUGAGGAAUGCAGCAUCCCCUUCUGCUACGAGCUUCUGCUGGAAUCCGCCAGGAACAGUGAAGGGAGACAUGAAUAUCCACAAUGCCGCCUCACAGAUAUGGGAAAAGAAUACAUGGGGACAGUGAAUAAAACAGAGACAGGAAAGGAUUGCCUCCCUUGGGAACCCUGGCCGUAUCCUCCUCAAAAACCAAGUAACCAUCCUUAUUUGGGGUAUAAUGACCAUUUCUUGAAUGGGAAUCCCAGUGAUCACAAGAAUUACUGCCGGAAUCCGGCGUUUAAGGAGAGGCCCUGGUGCUACGUCUCAAACGCCACCAUUCAAUGGGAAUUCUGCGAUAUCCCGUUUUGCGACGACCGAACUCCUCCAGAGUGCAAAUUAACUGAUUGCGGUGGGGAAUACGCUGGGUGGAUGAACAAGACGAAUUUGGGAUUGUCAUGUCAACGAUGGAACACCACCCAUCCUCAUAAUCCCGAUAUCGAGAAUGGAUUGCAGACUUCAUUCUCGGAUUAUGCAUUUCAGGAUGGUCACAAUUUUUGCCGAGGAAUGUGUGGCCGCUAA